Aedes aegypti (yellow fever mosquito) is the source of this 5802-nucleotide messenger RNA. It is a transcript of the gene CycT, whose product is annotated as cyclin-T. Gene Ontology annotation, cellular component: cyclin/CDK positive transcription elongation factor complex; nucleus. Lineage: Eukaryota; Metazoa; Arthropoda; Insecta; Diptera; Culicidae. Bases 1105 to 5013 code for a protein of 1302 amino acids. Gene Ontology annotation, molecular function: cyclin-dependent protein serine/threonine kinase activator activity. The record is from RefSeq and is a predicted model, not a curated record. The transcript is spliced from 9 exons. Gene Ontology annotation, biological process: positive regulation of DNA-templated transcription, elongation; regulation of transcription by RNA polymerase II.
CAAACUCCGACUGCUGGCUGAAUCCCGUGUCGUUGUGCGAGGUCGGCCAUUACGCGGAGUGCGAAAGCAACACACUCAGGCUGAAGUGAAGUGCAUUUUUCUACGCGUGAAAUCCUCCGGAAAAUCGCGCAUACCAACCGCUGAAACCGUUUCCGUCCACCGCAGGACACCCGCCGUCAGCCAGUUCCGGUAAUCGUCAUCCGGGGGGAGGAAAAACGGGGCUCAAAUUCGAAAAGAAAUUUUGAGUUGCUCGUUCCUUCGCUUGACACACGGGGGAGAGAGACAAGGUGAAAGUCUGCGGUUUCGGCGGAACACACGUAACAUAGCCUACUUUGCCUGCUAAUGGCGUCUCAGGGCUUUUUCCAUGAGCGUGGAUGAUGAAAUUUCUUUGCAGCUCGGAAUUUGUGCCCUACCGGAAGCGUCCGGUGCAUCAAUUUGUCCGAUUUGUGUCGCGGGGGUUUGAAACCGGCGAUCAGGGGGUGGUUUAAAGGUACUUACCGUCGUUUACGGGUGGAAAAUUGAAAAAAUCCACACGUGAAGCUCUGGCAGCGAUCCGCACGGGUAACAACAAAUCACUAGACUGCGGUCGCCAUAUUGGAAAAUUUUUCUGCUUCCCUUUCGCACACCAACGCACGCUGGGUUAAGGGAGUGUGAGAGUGUGAUUUGUUUUGGCGAAGAGGCGCGCGCGUUUGUGUGCGUGAGUGUACGAUUAUUUACCGAUCGUCGUCGCGAAGGGAUCAAAAAACAGGAAGCAGUUGCGUUAGUGUGGGUGUGUGUGGAAGAAACGUCACUCGAGCGCGCAGGAUCUGAUUGCUGCGAUUGAGGACACUCUCAAUCGACGUUUUGUUUUUCUCCACCUGAAUAAUCCUGACGGAUUUGUGCUGUUUUUGUUUACGAAGAUUUAGAGAGCAGUGCUUCGGAAGUAGGAAUACAAUCAAUAUUUUCCUCUUAAAAGAAAGUCGGGAAAGUGAAAAGAGUUUAAGCUGAAGUAAUAGCAUAAGCAUUAUAAGCUGUGAUCAAAAAGUGUACGGUGUGAAGAUUGCCCAGCGGAAGAUUCCGAUUUCCGUUGCGCUUGGAUCUUCCGAAAUUGUCCCCGGUCUAUAAAUGGCAUCGGGAGCGGGAGGAGCUGGUCCCAGUGCUAGUAGUGGAUCCAGUGGCAGUAACAGCAGCAGCGGAACUCUAGCCCGGGAUGAUUCCAAAUGGUACUUUACGGCGGAACAGCUGGCCAAUUCUCCGAGCCGCAAGUGCGGCAUGGAUGCCGACCAGGAGCUCAUGUACAGACAGCGGGCGGCAAACCUAAUCCAGGACAUGGGCCAGCGGCUGCAAGUGUCACAACUUUGCAUCAAUACGGCAAUUGUAUAUAUGCACCGCUUCUAUGCAUUUCAUUCCUUCACACAAUUUCACCGUAAUAGUAUAGCUGCUGCUGCCCUGUUUCUCGCGGCAAAGGUCGAGGAACAACCACGUAAACUCGAGCACAUCAUCAAAGUGGUACACAUAUGUCUGGGCAUGGAGGCGCCCGAUCCACUGAAAGAAAACUACGCUGAGCAAGCUCAGGAUCUGGUGUUCAACGAGAAUGUGCUGCUGCAAACACUCGGUUUCGAUGUUGCCAUCGACCAUCCGCAUACGCAUGUCGUCAAAACAUGCCAUUUAGUCAAAGCUUCCAAGGAUCUGGCCCAGACCUCCUACUUUAUGGCUUCUAAUAGUUUACACCUGACAACUAUGUGUCUGCAAUAUAAACCGACAGUAGUCGCUUGUUUUUGUAUACAUUUAGCCUGUAAAUGGUCCCGAUGGGAGAUUCCACAGUCGAAUGAAGGCCGACAUUGGUUUCAUUAUGUGGACAAAUCCGUCACGUUAGACCUGCUCAAACAGCUGACAGACGAGUUCCUUCACAUCUUUGACCGGUGUCCCACGCGGUUAAAGAGCAAAAUGAAAUCGAUACGGGCCGAACAGCCACAAGCGGAUGACUCGAGUCGGAGAAGUUCCUCAGCAAUGCCGAGCUCCUCGUCGUCGGCCAUUGCCCGUGGCCUUGACGACGCUGGUCCGUCCUCUAGUCAUCAUCGGUCGUCGUCCCAUUCGCACUCUAAGCAGAGCUCUUCAAGUGGUGAUCCAUCGCUGAAAGCAUCACAAUCGUCAUCUUCCAGCCACAAAAUUCCUUCAUCAUCCGGUAGUUCUCGUUCGCGCGGUGAACGUCCACCGUCGUCUUCAGCGCAGGCAUUACACCAGAGGGAGAUGAUGGCCGGUGCUGGUGGUCACUACGGAGCCAGUGGUUCCAGUAGCAGUAAAAUGCAGCCAAUGCCGCAUCACAGUAGUAGCCGUUCCUCCGGCAUGCCACCACAGUCGUCUUCGUCGUCGUCUUCAUCGUCUAGAUACGGCGGCAACCUGCAUGAAGGUUCCAGAGAUCCAAAGAAUCGCAUGAUGCCAACGGCGGCAGCAGGCAGUUCCUCUUCAUCGAUACCAAUGCAUCCGUACGGCCAAAGCAAGGUUGAUCGCCACAGCGUUAGUAGUGGCCAAAAAGGUCCAUCUCUUAUGGAUAGUAAAAAUCAGGGCAAAUCCCAAAGCUCCAUAAUGGCAGCGCCACUGUUCAGUGGCAGUAGUAAUCCUGAUUUGUCCAGCCGGUCGUCAGCAUCGAUGAUGAAACAACCUUCGUCAGCAUCCUACGGGUCUCACCCACCUAGCUAUAGUCAAUCGAUGAGUAAUCGAAACAACAUGCCUUCUAAUGAAUCCGUCCCCAAUCAACAACCGCAGUUUAAGAACCAGAUGCAACCACAGUUACCAUCAGCUGGUUCUGAAUCAUCAUCAUUCCGCCUUAUUGACGAUAGUAAUCGAUUGACCGAACCGAUGCAAAUCUGUACACCCCCCAAGCAGUCAUCCAAGCCUUCGUCGAUUUUCAGCCCAGACUGGAAGGACACGCAAGCGGACAGCAACAAUGCCAACGUAUCGAAUAGUGGUGGCAAAUCUAGGUCUCAAGGCCAGGCUAACGUUCAGAAGGCUAUCAAGGAAAGCCCCAGCAGCAAGGAGAAGAAACCUUUGGCAGCUGGAUAUCCAGAUCAACAGCAGAAGUCGCGUUCUAUCACUCCAAAGAAGGAGCGACGAACGGAAGCUGUGACGACGACGCCCAGCGGAAGUCAGUCGAAGUCUUCGAACGAGAAGAAACCUUCCUCGACAUCUUCGAGCCUGAAACGUACUUUGGACGUGACUCCAACCGGGGCAAUGUCUCUGGAAUCGACGGAUUUACUAGGUAUCAAUAAGCUUUCUAGUGGGCAAGCGCCAAUGAAACGGUCGCAUCCCAGUAGCGAACAAGUUCGCCAGGAAGACGGUACCGACUUCCGGGAGUUUAAGGUACGGAAAGUGGAAAUCCCCUCGCCGUCGGAGAAUCUGUUUGCUUCGUCAUUCGAUUUGUCGAGCACAUUCGACAAGCAGGACGACAGUUUUUCGAUGUUUUCGUUCCACGAUCCGGGGUCAUUGCUGUCGCAACCGUUACUGAGCGAUUCCAAACCGGCGAAUGUCGGUAAGACCAGCUUCAGUAAUACGAUCAAUGGAAUUGAAACCAAUCCAGCGUUGGUUAGUAGUUUACUCAAGGAAAGCCUUUGUAGCACUGAAAGCAAGUUCGGCACGCUCAAUGCCAACAGUAGCGGCAGUAAUAGCGCUACCAAUGCUCCAGGUGCUUCUACGACAAGCAGCAGCACGAUAAUGGGCACAGGAUCGAGUACCGCUCCUUCACAAUCGGUUUCUAGCUUGAGCGCUUCAUCGGCCCCAAGCAUAGCGUCCAAUGUACCUGAAACUAUCAAAAUCAAAUCAGAGGCUCCAUCAUCUCUAGACGUGAACGCACCAUCUGCAAUCAGUAGUUUACUUGCACAGUCCGCACCAAUAUUGUCGACUGCCCCUGCCCUGAUCAAUCCUUCGAUGGGAAGCGCCAGCAGCGAACUUACGACCCUAACGGGCGAUGCAGUUUCAGCGCUUACCAAAGAGGAAGAGCAUCGCCGGUCCAAGUCGGAGAAGAAGAAAAAGAAGGACAAACACAAACACAAGGAAAAGGACAAAUCGAAGGACAAAGACCGCGAAGAACGGAAGAAACACAAGAAGGACAAAGAUCGGCACCGGGACCGAGAACGGGAAAAAUCCGAACAAGCCAGCGAUGCAGCUCUGGUCCCCGGUCCGAUCAAGAUCAAACUUCCAAAGGACAAGCUGAAUCUCCACCCGCUCACGGCUGAAAGCACAACCGGUGGCAAUCCGGCACCGGCCGCCGACAUGGGACUGAAGAUAAAAAUUCCGAAAGAUCGACUCUCUGGUGCUUCUUCCAUCAGUGGUUCCGCCACGGGUGGACCAGUUGCCCCCGCGGCAGGAGGAGGUUCUGCGCCCGGUGGCCAAUCAGCCCCCACCAACCCGCUCAAAUUGAAAAUCUCCAAGGACAAAAUUGAACACUACAACAUCAGCGACGGUGGUUUCAACAAUGGGUCCGGCCACGGACAUGGGGGAAGUCACCACGGCCACAGCAACAAGAAGAAAGACCGCGACAAGGAACGCGACAAGAGCAAAUCCAGCAAAUCGUCGACGGGGUCGUUGGGUGCGGCGGCGGUGGCUGCGGCCACGGCAGCAGUCCCCAAUGAUUACAACAAACAGAAUGGUAACGGUGGCGGUGGUGGUUCCUCCGCCGCCUCCGGUGGACAGACAACUGGCAACUCUUCCAGUAAAUCUUCCUCUAGCAAGCAAAGUGCUCUUUCAGCACAGCAACAAUAUUCCCUCAAACACAUGACGACGACAGAGCAACAGGCUACUGGAGGUCCUCAGCAUCCGGCUAGUUUCGAUUACAUGCAGCACGCUCAGGCUCCCACGCUGCAGCAACAGCAAUACUUCAGUCAGUUUGGGGCGUUCAACGCCCAACAGCAGCAGCAACAGAAUGUGCUCCUGAACAGUGCGACGAAGAUGUCUGGCAACAAUCUUGGCACGUCUCUCCCAAACUUUUACUACGGCACGAGUAAUCAGAACAAUGGUAAUAACACUAUCAAAAAGUAAAUUAUAGAGAACUAUUCCGAUAGCUUGUAACGUUAUGCACACACUCCAAGAGGUGUGACGUACUGGUAUACCCAAGUCGGAUUAAAAAUGUAUGGCUUUAAUUUUAAAUUUAGUUUUAAAACAUCAUCCUUUGUGAAUACAUGUACAUAACUUUGAUUGUAAUGAAAACAAGAAAAGCAAUAAAUUAAGUUUUCUUUACGUUGCUCUUUUGGUUAGAAAAGUUAUAGUUAUUAUAGUUGAAAAUUCUUGAACGUUGAUCCAACGCUAAUGCACGCAGUUUGAAACGAACAACAUUUAAAAAAAUUGUGCUUAACUAUCGUAGAAUAAUUCCAACCAAAAAAAGUCGCUGCAAACGUGAGAAUUCUGGAAAUCUCUGCGAAUUAUCAUACAGAAAAGCAAACAAGUUACGCAGUAAUAUGCUUUCUUUGCAGCAACACAUUCGUUGGUAGCUAACUAAUUAACAACAUAGAAUAAACAAAGAGAAAUAACAAAUUCCUAUUAGUUACAUUGAAGAUGCAAAACAUCUAGGAAGAAAUUACAAGUCUGAACAAGCGAGAAGCGAACACUUCUAGAAGGAGAAUAAUAAACACUGGCACUCAUCAAUUUUCUUCGAAAUGUAUUGAACGAUACAGAAAACAGGUGGUUUGAUGAGAAGUAGCCUAUAAGUUAGUUAGAUAAUGCUAUCACAUUGUAUUCAUGUUCACCAAACUAUUAGCAAUGAAUCAACUCAGAUUAGCAGUUGUAAAAUAAAUGAAACAAAGGGACAUUUGUUUCGGGUGAAAAGUUAAA